CUUGAGAAUGAAUGAUGGAUAGACAAGAGAUAAAUAAACUAGGUUUAAGCGGGCCGGGGCAACCCGCUAGGUAUGUGCCGCACAAACAAAGAGGACAUCGCAUCCAUUUCAAAUUUGAAGAACAACAAACAGAUUAUCUUCAUUUCCCCCAAAUCAAAAAAAAAAGAAAAAAAGAAGCAGAUUACUCCAUUUUCAACCAUGGAGAAUGCGGUUCAAGAGAUAGUGGCGAAGCAAGUGUUGACAGUUGCAAAAGCGGUGGAGGACAAGCUUGAUGAAGAGAUUCACGCCUUAGAUCGGUUAGAUCUUGAUGAUUUGGAGGUAUUGAGAGAACGUAGAUUGCAACAGAUGAAGAAAAUGGCUGAAAAACGGAAUCGUUGGAUUUCUCUCGGACAUGGAGAAUACUCCGAGAUCCACGCUGAAAAGGACUUUUUCUCUGUUGUUAAAGCUAGUGAUCGCGUUGUUUGCCAUUUCUACCGCGAUAAUUGGCCUUGCAAGGUGAUGGACAAGCAUUUGAGCAUACUGGCAAAACAGCAUAUAGAGACACGUUUUGUGAAAAUUAAUGCAGAGAAAAGCCCCUACUUGGCUGAGAAGCUCAGAAUUAUUGUUCUUCCAACCCUUGCCCUCAUCAAAAAUGCUAAAGUUGAUAACUACCUGGUUGGAUUUGAUGAACUAGGGGGCACCGAUGAGUUUAGCACCGAGGAACUUGAAGAGAGGUUAGCUAAAGCUGACGUUAUCGUUUUUGAGGGUGAAUCAUCAAGAAUUUUAUCAAAAUCCAAAGCUCAGUCCAAGAAGAGUGUCAGGCAGAGUACAAAUCCUGAUUCGUCCGACUCAGAGUAAUAACUUGUUUAUGUAUUCCUUUCCAAUACUAAAAAUAUAUUACGCCUAUCCCGAAGAAUUGAAAUAGCUUGUUUCGAUUGGGGAAUUUUGCUGUAAGCUAUUAUUGCUUUCGUUAUAUCUAAUGGAACGAACAUGUACUACUAUUGAUGCCUACUUUUGUUGUUGUUUUUGCGUUAGUAGUGUAUAAUUUUGGGGGGCUGAUAAUACAUUUUAUAUGUUCCUUGUUAAAUUGGUGAUGCAUUCUUGCUCAUACAAAUUUUCUCUUCAAAUAAC
Messenger RNA from Solanum dulcamara, 1110 nucleotides. RefSeq names its product thioredoxin domain-containing protein 9 homolog. NCBI's taxonomy places the organism in Eukaryota, Viridiplantae, Streptophyta, Magnoliopsida, Solanales, Solanaceae. Gene Ontology annotation, cellular component: cytoplasm. The record is from RefSeq and is a predicted model, not a curated record. Gene Ontology annotation, biological process: microtubule cytoskeleton organization. The transcript is spliced from 4 exons. Bases 73 to 837 code for a protein of 254 amino acids.